AUGAGUUUGCAUUUACCAGCGUGCUUAGUUCGUGAUGGUGGAUAUGGCCGGCAGGCACACGCCCUCGCUUUGAAAAUGUCUUUGGAUGCUUGCGUUUACGUUGCGACUGCUCGCAUUACCAUGUAUAGCAAGGUGUGCGAUCAUGGAGAUGACGAAAGCCUGGAGAGAGGAUCAAUCAUUGGCCCAUCACUUUCUACAGCAAUUGAGGACUCAAGAUCGGCCCUUGUCGUUUUUUCAGAGAAUUUCGCUUCUUCAUCCUGGUGCUUGGAUGAACUCUCCAAGAUUCUUCAAUGCAGGGAGGAGAGGGGACAAAUAAUCUACCCAAUCUUCUACCAAGUGGAUCCUUCUGAUGUGCGCAAGCGAAGGGGAAGUUUUCAGCUCCAUACAGUAGAGGUAAGGGAACAUGAAGAAGUUUAUGGGAAUAAGGACAAACUAAAGGAGUGGACAGAUGGUUUGAGAGAGGUGAGCAGGAUUGCUGGGUGGGAUUCAAGUACAUAUGAGUAA
Molecule: messenger RNA, 504 nt
Organism: Rosa chinensis
Lineage: Eukaryota; Viridiplantae; Streptophyta; Magnoliopsida; Rosales; Rosaceae
Product: disease resistance protein ADR2-like
Exons: 2
Coding region: 1-504 (167 amino acids)
Biological process (GO): signal transduction
Source: RefSeq, a predicted model, not a curated record